Sceloporus undulatus (fence lizard) is the source of this 2324-nucleotide messenger RNA. RefSeq names its product nanos C2HC-type zinc finger 1 (gene NANOS1). NCBI's taxonomy places the organism in Eukaryota, Metazoa, Chordata, Lepidosauria, Squamata, Phrynosomatidae. The record is from RefSeq and is a predicted model, not a curated record. The transcript has a single exon. Gene Ontology annotation, molecular function: zinc ion binding; mRNA binding. Bases 210 to 1112 code for a protein of 300 amino acids. Gene Ontology annotation, cellular component: perinuclear region of cytoplasm. Gene Ontology annotation, biological process: oogenesis; negative regulation of translation.
CUGAGGAGCGGAUCUAUUUCAGCAGCUGUGCGCACUCCAAAGCUUUGCAGAAGGAGACGCGCCAGGAGGAGGAAGGACGUGGAGAAGGAGAAGAGGAGGAGGAGGAGGAGAAGGAGAAGAGUUGGGGGGCUGUGCUUUUGCCCCCUCCCUCCCUGCCCCUUCCAGGAGGGGGGUCUCCUCUGGAUGCCAAGGACCUCGCUCCUCCCAGGAUGGAGACCUUCCACCCGGCCAAGCUGGAGAAGCACCCCCACUACCCCCACCUCCACCACCCCCAGCCCCCCAGGGACUUCUUCCCCAGCUAUGGGGCCAAAGGGGCCAAGGCGGGGGCCUCCGGGAACGCCUUCAGCUCUUGGAACGACUACCUGGGCUUGGCCACCUUGAUCACCCAGGCGGUGAGCCAGAGCCAGGAGAAGAAGAAGCCCAAGAAGGAGAUGGAGAUGGAGAAGGGGGUCUUCGGAGUCCAGGAGGAAGAGGAAGAGGAGGAGGAGGAAGAUUUGGAGGAAGAAGACUUGGAGGAGGAUUUGGAGGAGGAGGAGGAGGAUUUGGAGGAGGAGGAAGAGGAGGGCACCCACUAUUUUGGGACCACCCUGGAUUUGCACCACUUAGACUUGUUCCACCACCAUCACCAUCUGAAGUCUUCCAUGGAGGGAUUGUUGGAGGAGCGCUUCGCCGACUUGAGCCCCUUCUCCAGUGGGGCAUCGGAGCCCUUGGGAAGGCGAGACCGGUCCCCUCCAGGGGGCUGGGAAGGGCAGCUGCUGCCCCCCUUGCCUCCCCCAGGGGGGCGCCCUCCUGCCCUGCCUCCCCCGGGGGGCCGCCCCGCUGCCCAUCGCCUCCUCCUCCGGCAGCCUCCGGACUUGCAGGUCUGCGUCUUUUGCCGGAACAACAAGGAAGCGGUGGCCCUCUACACGACCCACAUCCUCAAGGGGCCCGACGGGAGGGUCCUCUGCCCGGUCCUCAGGCGCUACACCUGCCCCCUCUGCGGGGCCAGCGGCGACAAUGCCCACACCAUCAAGUACUGCCCCUUGUCCAAAAUGGCCAAGCAGCCCAUGGCCCUCAAGGGCGCCCGCCACCACCACCACCACCACCACCUCCUGGGCAAGAAGGUCCGCUAGGGGGCGCCCCGCUUGGAUUGGGUUGAGUUGGUUCGGUUGGGUUGAGCUGGGUUGAGCUGAGUCCAAUACAACCCAACUCAAGUCAAGUUGGGUAGGGUUGGGUUGGGUUUGGUUGUGUGGACCACAUGGGACCCAUACCUCUCCACCUCCUUCCCUUGCCUACAGAUUUCUUUGAAGCUACUACAGCAAGUGGGGGGAGGGAGGGAGAAAGAGAAGAAGAACAAUAAAGGACACUUCCCUUAGGGAAUCACAUUUUUUAAAUAAUAAUAAUUAAUAAUAAUAAUAAUGGUCUUUUACCAAAUGAUGUUUUUUCCUCUUAAUAUAUUGCGACGCAAGGACGGUAGGCCAUGCGGUGACGACGGUUUCCUUGACUUUCUGUAUCCCAAAUAAUCCGAAUAUAGUUUCUAGUUUGUAUACCUAGGAGCCGGGGAGGGGGGGGGAGACCCCCUUCAGGCUUCCUUCAUGAAUUUAAGGUUGAGAAUAAUGAUGAUAAUAAUAAUAAUAAUAAUGCCCUUGACAGGUACUGUAUUUGUUUAUUGUAAAAAAUAUAAUCUAAUUUUUAAAUGGGAUUGGGGGAGGGGGGGCUAAGGGUGAUCCUUUUAGGCGUCUGCUCCCACUGGUGUCGUUUUUCUUUCAUGUUAACUUUCGGCUGGGGAAAAGGAGCAGUCUUUUUUAUUUAAAAAAAUAAUCAUAAAAUUAAAUGAAAAUGAACAUAAAGAGCAACUUUCAAGCAGAAGUCAGAAAACAACAUGGACUUUGGCUUGUUGAGAUGUACGUGACCUAAAUGAAGAUUAUUUUUUACGUGUGUGUUUAAAGUGGGAGGGUGUCCUACCCUGAGUAAGAAAAGAGGCAAGACAAGGCUUGAGAAAGCAAUGAAUUAACUGUUGGACUGGUGUUUUGUUCCAAUUGAUGUCUUUACUGUUUCUAAGCAAUAUUUGGUUACAAACGUUGGGACGGGAGAUUUUUUUAUUGAUAAGCAAUUAUUUUGUUUAUCCUUCCAUAAUCAGAUUUUAUUUUGAGUGCAUGUUUGCUUUGCCUUUGUUUUGCUGUUCCCAAAAAACCAAAACAAAACACCCAUGUUUCAUACAUUGCCUUUUCUCUGCCAACCACCGCCACUCCCUUUGCCUUUCUUUAAAUUUCAGUUAUCUUCCUGUAGCCCAGCUGAGAUGACUUGGUUGAUUUUAUACAGUGGAAGUAAAGAUGUUACAAAGA